Lemur catta (Ring-tailed lemur) is the source of this 3903-nucleotide messenger RNA. It is a transcript of the gene GALNTL6, whose product is annotated as polypeptide N-acetylgalactosaminyltransferase like 6. Gene Ontology annotation, cellular component: Golgi apparatus. The transcript is spliced from 13 exons. The record is from RefSeq and is a predicted model, not a curated record. NCBI's taxonomy places the organism in Eukaryota, Metazoa, Chordata, Mammalia, Primates, Lemuridae. Bases 646 to 2451 code for a protein of 601 amino acids.
GCGGCGCAUCGCUGCCCAAGCCCAGCCCAGACUUCGGUUUCGCCGCCCUCCGUCCCCUUCCCGUGAAGCGGAGGUUCCAAGCAGUGCCCUUCGGUGCUGGCGACGCUCCCCGGGGUUCGUUCUGUCGCGGAGAAGAAUGGUAACAUGAGCGGCGGAGCAGGAGCGCCACCGGGGAAGGGGAGCGGCUGACGGGCAGCGCGCUCGCUUCGCGGAGGAUCACGUUCCCGAGGACGCGCGGGGAAGGGACGGCGCGGGGCCUCCGCUCCCUGGCUGCGCUCCGCUGACACCGGCAGCCGCCUCUGCUCGCGUCUCCAGGGUCGCCGAGCCGCCGCCUGCAGGGAGCCUGGAGGCGGCGCGGAGGAUCCGGGGCUCGUGGACCUCCCUCCGAACAGGAGUUCUGCCCAGGGUCCGUGUCCCUGGGUCCCCGUGGAGCCCGACGGCACGCGGGCGCCGGGGCGUGUUGAACUUGAGUUCAGAUGGCCAACUCCCUCUGAAUCCUGCAGAUUGGUGCUGAGCACGCAACAAAAGUUUGUAGCUUCUCAGUUUCUGGUGCUUCGCAGGGGAGAGGAAAGGACUUUGGCAUUAAACACAAGAAGCAGUCAGGGAACCAUCUCCUUUAACUUUUUUUCUCUGUUACCAUUUGCAAUGAAGAGGAAACAGAAGAGAUUUCUACAGAUGACUUUGUUAUUCAUGGUGGCUUUAAUUUUCCUGCCUAAUAUUGGUCUCUGGUCCCUGUACAAGGAUAAGCACCUGGUGAAGUCUACAGAGCCAGGGGAGCAGCAGACAUUUCCACUGGGCCUGGGAGAUGGGCAAUUCUAUGCAUGGACAGAUGGUUUGAGAAGAAAGGACUGGCAUGACUAUGAAAGCAUUCAGAAAGAGGCUAUGCGCUCAGGGAAGGGCGAGCACGGGAAACCCUACCCGCUGGCUGGGGAGGACCACGACGACUCAGCUUACAGGGAAAACGGUUUCAAUAUUUUCGUCAGCAACAACAUUGCUCUAGAGCGCUCCCUGCCGGACAUUCGCCACGCGAACUGUAAGCACAAGAUGUACCUGGAAAGGCUGCCAAACACCAGCAUCAUUAUCCCAUUUCAUAAUGAAGGCUGGACUUCACUCCUGCGAACCAUACACAGCAUAAUUAACCGAACCCCGGAGAGUCUGAUAGCAGAAAUCAUCCUGGUAGAUGACUUCAGUGACAGAGAUCACCUGAAGGAUAAGUUAGAAGAAUACAUGGCCCGAUUUUCCAAGGUGAGGAUCGUUCGCACCAAGAAAAGGGAAGGGCUCAUCCGGACCCGGCUCCUGGGGGCGUCGAUGGCCAGAGGCGAGGUCCUGACGUUCCUGGACUCCCACUGCGAGGUCAACGUGAACUGGCUGCCGCCGCUCCUCGACCAAAUUGCACUAAACCACAAAACCAUCGUGUGUCCCAUGAUCGAUGUCAUUGACCACAAUCACUUUGGGUAUGAGGCCCAAGCUGGGGAUGCCAUGCGAGGAGCCUUCGACUGGGAAAUGUACUACAAAAGAAUCCCCAUCCCUCCAGAGCUGCAGAGGGCAGAUCCCAGCGACCCUUUUGAGUCUCCUGUUAUGGCUGGAGGUCUCUUUGCUGUGGAUCGAAAAUGGUUUUGGGAAUUGGGUGGCUAUGAUCCAGGUUUAGAAAUCUGGGGAGGAGAACAGUAUGAAAUCUCUUUUAAGGUUUGGAUGUGUGGAGGAGAAAUGUUUGACGUUCCGUGUUCGAGAGUUGGUCAUAUCUACAGAAAGUAUGUCCCGUACAAAGUUCCAUCCGGGACCAGCCUGGCAAGAAACCUGAAGCGGGUGGCCGAGACCUGGAUGGACGAAUUCGCCGAGUACAUCUACCAGCGCCGGCCGGAGUACAGGCACCUCUCCACCGGGGACAUCUCCGCCCAGAAGGAGCUGCGCAAACAGCUCAAGUGCAAGGACUUCAAGUGGUUCAUGGCUGCGGUGGCCUGGGACGUGCCCAAGUACUACCCUCCCGUGGAGCCCCCGCCUGCGGCCUGGGGGGAGAUUCGAAACGUGGCAGCAAAUCUCUGUGUGGACAGCAAGCACGGCGCCACGGGAACGGAGCUGAGGCUGGACAUCUGCGUCAAGGAUGGUUCCGAAAGGACGUGGUCUCACGAACAGCUCUUUACCUUCGGGUGGAGAGAAGAUAUCCGACCUGGUGAGCCACUGCACACGCGGAAGUUCUGCUUCGAUGCGAUCUCGCACAGCAGCCCGGUCACCCUCUACGACUGUCACGGCAUGAAGGGGAACCAGCUCUGGGGAUACCGGAAGGACAGAACAUUAUUUCAUCCCGUGAGCAACAGCUGCAUGGAUUGCAACCCCGCAGAGAAGAAGAUUUUCAUGGCCAGAUGUGACCCUCUAUCUGAGACUCAGCAGUGGGUUUUUGAACACAUUAAUAUGACUGUUUUAGAAAAAUUUAAUCACCAUGCCAGCUCCUAGAAAGAAAGAAGGAAGAAAGAAAGAGUGAUUACCUACAGAUUCUAAACUAAAUUUUAGCCAGUAUCUGGGUCGAAGGAGUCAGGAAUAACAUUUCCUAGAUCCAGGAAGGCUGGUUUAAAGAAUUGUAAAUGCCGUGUCAAAGUAGGUUGUCUUGAAGAACUUCCUGCAUCUGAAGAACUUGGCUGAGAACCUCACCAGCUGCUUCUGAGAACUCGAGACUAGCAGUUCCCUUGCUGGCCAAGGGCAAAGAUUAUUUAGGGACUUUUCAAAACAACUGCUGAGUUAAUAAAUCCUAGCAUUUCUCAGGUCAAAUCCUGCAGUAGUGAGUAGCUAUGAAUGGAUCCUACUAAUCGGGUGGGGAGGGGGGUGGAGACAGAGCGCAUGACUGCUCCGACAAGCUGAGGACAUCACAGGUUUAGCACCAGCCACGACUGAGGGGUGAGCUGCACUGCCGUUCUCUGACUGAGGGUGGGUUAAGCAGGUUUAACCCUUAAAAGUGCUGCAGAUGAUUUCAGAGUUCUCAUACCUUUUCGUUUUCCUUUGUUUUCUUUUUAAAUGAAGGUGCAAUAUCUAAUGUUAAGACUUAAAUUACAUAAUGAAAUGGACUUCCAGUGUUCCCAUUCUUUCAUUGACAUUUGCCAUUUUCCUUUUAGAGCAAAGGUUACCUACCAUUCAUGAACCUCUAUGCUCCAUAAAUCAACUGAAUUUCUAAUGCAGUGCCCUUCUAUGAAUCCAGUUAGAAACAAAAACAAAAAACUAUGCUACCAAGUGACUCCAAAGAAAGAUUUCACAGAAGCAGCAAAACCAUCUAAGAUUUAGGAGAGAGAUUUCCCUAGGAAAUCAAUUUUUACUUUUCUAUUAUUUUUAGAAUUUUAAAAGUCUGAUGUUUGUCCAGUCAUAAUUUUUAUUAAAGAAGGAAAUGGAGUGAGGUUGAUGUAAUUUGUUUAGGAGAUUCUUAAACCCAAAUAAAUCGACACUCCAAGUGACGUGAGAAAAUGGCUUGGUUCACUUCAACUCUGCUCGGUCAGCGCUGGGAACUUAGAAGUGGUUAUAUUUAUUUAUCUGUUUGUUUGAGUUUUGGUUUUUGUUUUUUAUUUUUGUUCUUUUGUAUUAUUGAUAUUAAUGAUGUCAUUUUAUUUGGAAGCUCAUAAAAGGAAUUACCACUAAUAAAGAGCUUUUGCCACCAUUUUCUGUUAGUGGGACAAUAUGUCAAGAGUGAAGACAGGAAUGAUUCAGAAACUAAAUGGAACAUUUAAUCCUUAGUACAGUUUUUUACUUUUCAAGAAUUAUGGGUUGGAGGAAGAAUAUACAGGUAUCAAGAUGGGUCUUUAGAAGGAAGGGUUGUGUUCAUUAUAUAUUUCUCGAGGUCUUUCAGGUAGAAAAAUAUUUUUACUUUGCUUUUGUUGUUUUUCUUUUAACUUGGUUUUCCUGUUAAUAAAAAUUUAUAUAACA